Messenger RNA from Brassica napus (rape), 661 nucleotides. Its product is annotated as S-protein homolog 5. The record is from RefSeq and is a predicted model, not a curated record. The transcript has a single exon. Bases 96 to 557 code for a protein of 153 amino acids. NCBI's taxonomy places the organism in Eukaryota, Viridiplantae, Streptophyta, Magnoliopsida, Brassicales, Brassicaceae.
AUUCUUUGGGUCAAAAUUCAUUAAUAAUUAAUUUAUUACUCUUAAGAAAACGUUUUUUUUAAUUACUACCAAAGCGUUAUAUAUAUGGACUGAAUAUGUUGAGCCAUCCCAAAUUACUUCAGUUCAACUCCAGUAUAGCAAUCUUAUUGAGAAAUCCUGCAUCAAUGAGAAAUUCACCAAAACUUUGUGUUGCUUUUCUGAUCAUGGUUCUUUUGUUUGGUCCGAGUCAUGGGUUACCACCUUUUUGGCCCCGAACCGACCUCACGAUGACAAAUAACCUUGGAGGUCCAGUUCUUACGGUUCAUUGCAAAUCCAAAGAUAACGAUUUGGGGGUUCACAUGGUGGCUGCCAAAACAGAUUACCACUUUUCAUUUCAGCCAAAUAUAUGGAAAACAACAUUGUUCUUCUGCAGCUUCCAAUGGAACAAUCAGGUCAAGCGGUUUGAUAUAUUUGAUGCUCCGAGAGAUCAAGAUGACGGUUAUAAAUUUAACUGGACUAUCAAACCCGAUGGCCCAUGCAAGCUUGGUAAAAAGGUUAAAUGUUUCCCAUGGAAAUGAUUUGAUAAUAUAUGAUUGUGAUGAUAAAUAUAUAAAGAUGUUUUUACCAACAAAAUAAAAAAUAUAUAAAGAUGAUCGAAAUAAAAAAUAUAGUUUCCUUCGUU